CCCAGGCCUGGCCCGGCUGCUCGGGAGCGCGCCCUAGGGUCCCGCCCUGUCUCGGUCCCGCCUGCCGGCUUCGAACGCUGCGGCUGUCCCUGGCGGGGUCAUCCACACAAGCAGUCACCGCUUAGAGGAGACAGUAAAAGGAAUUAAUCUUAUUACCAGUGGCUUUCAAAUAUUUGAGAAAUUUAAGAAUUGUGACUGCAGUUCUGAUUCAUGGAUCUUCAAAGAAAGCAGAGAAGAUUUCAGGAUUUACAAAGGUACAGGUUUGUGCAGAUUUGAAGACCAGUAUCUUACGAGCUUGUAAAACAGGAGCUGGAAAUAUAAUGGUGAACAACAUGGUUGGUUCCUGCUCUGUCAGAAGUUAAGGUUUAGUGAGGAAGAUAAAACCAAGCAAACAAGCAACAAAGACCUGUUUGAGAUGUGGUGGUUUCAACAAGGUCUCAGUUUCCUCCCUUCUGCCCUAGUAAUUUGGACAGCUGCUGCUUUCAUAUUUUCAUACAUUACGGCCAUAACACUUCACCAUGUUGACCCUGCUCUGCCUUAUAUCAGUGAUACUGGUACAGUAGCUCCAGAAAAAUGCUUGUUUGGGGCAAUGUUAAAUAUUGCUGCAGUUUUGUGCAUUGCAACCAUUUAUGUUCGUUACAAGCAAGUUCAUGCCCUGAAUCCUGAAGAGAGUCGUAUCAUCAAAUUAAACAAGGCUGGCCUUGUACUUGGAUUACUGAGUUGUUUUGGACUUUCUGUUGUGGCAAACUUCCAGAAAACAGCCUUUUUUAUUGUACAUGUAUGUGGAGCUGUGCUCACCUUUGGCAUGGGCUCGUUAUACAUGUUCGUUCAGACCAUCCUUUCCUACCAAAUGCAGCCCAAAAUUCAUGGCAAACAAGUCUUCUGGAUCAGACUACUGGUGGUUAUCUGGUGUGGAGUAAGUGCAUUUAGCAUGCUGACUUGCUCAUCACUUUUGUACAGUGGGAAUUUUGGCACAGAUAUUGUACAGAAACUCCAUUGGAACCCUGAGGACAGAGGUUACGUGCUUCACAUGAUUACCACUGCAGCAGAAUGGUCUAUGUCUUUCUCCUUCUUUGGUUUUUUCCUGACUUACAUCCGUGAUUUUCAGAAAAUUUCUUUACGAGUGGAAGCCAAUUUACAUGGAUUAACCCUCUAUGACACUGCUCCUUGCCCUGUUAACAAUGAACGGACACGGCUACUUUCCAGAGAUUUAUGAUGAAGGGAUAAAAUACAUCUGUGAUGAUUACGAUUCUCAGGGAUUUGGGGGAAAUGUUCAUGAAAGUUCCUUAUUCUGCUCUGAAAUUUUUAACCAGUUAAUCAAGGCUGACAGUGAUAUCGAUGAAUACUGAUAAUCAAGAGACAUGAAUAAAGCCAUUUGAUAAGUUAUUUUCAAGGAUAUCUUCAAGAAGACCCUGUAAAAACAUUUAUGCCUAUACGUUCUUUUUAAUCCCAGAAAAUAAAACCAAAGGACUACAACAA
Messenger RNA from Mustela erminea (ermine), 1479 nucleotides. It is a transcript of the gene DRAM2, whose product is annotated as DNA damage regulated autophagy modulator 2. NCBI's taxonomy places the organism in Eukaryota, Metazoa, Chordata, Mammalia, Carnivora, Mustelidae. The record is from RefSeq and is a predicted model, not a curated record. Gene Ontology annotation, biological process: photoreceptor cell maintenance; regulation of autophagy. Gene Ontology annotation, cellular component: lysosome. The transcript is spliced from 11 exons. Bases 416 to 1216 code for a protein of 266 amino acids.